AUGCCCGCGGCCAAGAUAUGGUCCCUCGCGUGGCUGAUUACCCUUUGGGUUUUCACGCUGGGGGGUACCAUUAUCAUUUUGAUCGCGUCCGGUGGUUCCUACCUUGGCGGCUACAGUGACGAUAGCCUAGCCACCAUAGCAUUGGCUGGCACAUGGAAUCAAGACGAUAACACAUACCUGAACCAAACCGCCUGGGGAACCACCUUGAUCGUCUGCGCUUCGGCAACAAUUGUCAUCAACUUUGUCUCGGUCGUACGGCUGGCCGCCCGCAAGCUCACUCCGUUCUACGUCCUUGCCAGCAAUGCUGUGUGUCUGUUCGCAUGGGCGGUCAUCUUGGUUGCUUCGGCACUCACGCCGCCUGGGUGGAAUGAUGUGGCAUUGAUUGGCAAUGGCAUACUCAUCUUGACCUCCAUCGGACAGGUAAUAUACAGCUCCGUCUUGUACGGGCGACAACGACGAAUGCCCGCAACCGUGGACGAAGAGAAAGAUUCCUCACCCGAGGAAGAAGCAACAGCAUCAGCACCAGCAGCACCAGUAGCAGAGCCUGUCGCCCCGGUGGUGAACACGGUCUAUGUUCCUGUCAUGGUCCCACGGCCACCAACUAUCGACGACGACGACUCUGGUUUUGAAGAACCGGCGCCGGACUACGAAACGGUAGUUGGUGGUAACGAUGGAGGCGUGUCGGGCAGUGGCACGCAGAAAUUCAACGACCUGUAAUGAUAUGGGAGAUACCAUCUGGAGUAAGGAAGCGCCAUGGAUUGUGUUAAUCAUAGCG
Messenger RNA from Zymoseptoria tritici IPO323, 775 nucleotides. RefSeq lists its product as uncharacterized. Lineage: Eukaryota; Fungi; Ascomycota; Dothideomycetes; Mycosphaerellales; Mycosphaerellaceae. The record is from RefSeq and is a predicted model, not a curated record. The coding region runs from base 1 to 717 and encodes 238 amino acids. The transcript has 3 exons.